Diuraphis noxia (Russian wheat aphid) is the source of this 762-nucleotide messenger RNA. RefSeq lists its product as uncharacterized. NCBI's taxonomy places the organism in Eukaryota, Metazoa, Arthropoda, Insecta, Hemiptera, Aphididae. The record is from RefSeq and is a predicted model, not a curated record.
AUGAUACCAAGCUGUACAGUGACAAUUUACAGUAACCUGACGACGAUGUUAAAUAUCGACGAACGUUUACGAGAGAAAAAAGAAUGGACAACGGGUUGGCGUGAAGUAGCAAAUGGAUUUUGCUUAAAAUGGAAUUUCCCUCAUUGCAUUGGUGCACUCGAUGGGAAACAUGUACAGAUAGAAGCACCAGAGAACAGCGAAAGUGUAUAUUAUAAUUAUCAUGGCACAUUUAGUAUUGUGUUGAUGGCUAUAGCAGAUGCUGACUAUCGUAUUAUUUAUGCCGAUGUGGGAUGCCAGGGCAGAAUUUCUGACGACAAAAUUCAAAGCCAAGUUACUCCUUUUGUAUUGGUAGCAGAUGAUGCAUUUUCAUUAAACACAAACCUUAUGAAGCCCUUCCCAGGUCCAUAUCCAAAAGAUUCCCAAGAAAGAGCGUUUAACUAUCGAUUAAGUAGAGCUCGACGGAUUAUUGAGAAUGUGUUUGGUUUGCUGGCGACAGUUUUCCGAGUAUUUAGAAAGCCUAUUCCAUUACACCCUAAGAAAUCAGUACGGAUGUACACACCACCUGCCAYAUUUGAUAGUGAAGAUUUAGAUACUGGUUCAAUAACACCUGGAUCAUGGAGAGCAGAAACUAAGGGAAGUUUACUUGAUUUACAGCGCAUCCCAAGAAAUGCUUCUCAAGAAGCUAAAGAAAUCAGAAAAGAAUUCGCCAAAUUUUUUAUUUCAGAAGAAGGAAAAGUACCAUGGCAAGAAAGAUUUGCAUAA